Molecule: messenger RNA, 1382 nt
Organism: Lactuca saligna
Lineage: Eukaryota; Viridiplantae; Streptophyta; Magnoliopsida; Asterales; Asteraceae
Source: the annotation of a GenBank genome assembly
AUGAAGAAAUCAGAGCGACCAAAGGCAUCAAAACGUGAAGAUGGGGUCGAUUUCAUCAGUAACAUGCCGGAUUCUAUUCUUCUAUUGAUUCUUUCACUUCUUUCAUUCACAGAAGAAGUAAUUCAAACCAGCAUUUUGUCCAAACGAUGGAGGUAUUUGUGGACUUCAAUUCCUUCCGUAGAUUUAUUUUACCGAUUUAACGGAGACGACGAGUUCAAAAAAGACGGAUUCAAAGAGUUUGUGUAUUGGGUUUUAGCAAACAGAUCCGUCGAUUUGGAUUGUUUUCGUUUAGGCUGUUUUGAUCACUACACUCUCUCGACAGUAAGGCGGUGGAUUCACAUGGCUGUUACAAAAAACGUCAAACAACUUCACUUGAUGUUUUACCCUGAGGAGGAAACUGACCAUGUCGAGAUCCCCCAUUGUCUUAUGACUUGCUGUUCUUUGGAAAUAUUAGGGUUAAAUUUGAGCUAUCGUGGUCUAAGGUUGACUAAUAUUAUAGGGUUUCCGGCACUUAGGCAUCUUCGUUUGACCUAUGUUGACUUUUUGGGAGGCACCGAUGUGGUAAAAGGUUUUCUGGAAAGCUUCCCUUUGCUUGAGAGCUUGAUUUUAAUAUCCUGCUUCAUGAACGAAUUUGAUCUUCUUUAUAUUUCAUGUCCAAAGCUAAAAUCGCUGAGAAUUGAAAAUGAAAACGAUGAGUUGAUGUGUGACAGCAUUAAGAUUUGUUGCCCUAAACUGGUGGAUUUGGAGUUAAGAGGUCUUUUGGCAAAUAAUUUUUUCGUUGAAUGUUUAGACUCGUUGAAUAAAGCUGAGAUUGAGCCUAAAUUGAUGGGGAACAUCACAUCUGUGUUGUUACCUGGAAUUUCUCAUGUGGAACAUUUGUGGAUCGACCUUUACUUCUUCAGUCAGUGCAUUUAUGCUUCACGUGAUUCGGUUCUACCUAAUCUGAAGACUCUGGUACUAACCACAGGAAUUGAUGCCUUCACCAUGGAUGAACUGAUUCAAAUUCUCAAAUGUUAUCCGAAAGUAGAGUCUCUCAAGUUAAUUGUUAAAGAGGAAUUUUAUGGAUCGGAAGAAUGGGAGUUGCAUGAAGGUGAAGCAAGGAGACUCAUGACUCCAGAUGUGAAAAGGGUUGAGUUUUUUGAAUUUAAGGGAGAAAGGCCAAAAAUUGAUAUCGAUUGGGAUGAAGUUACGUUUAUGGAAAUGGUUUUUAGUUGGGGUACCAAAAGCCAAGUACUUUUAGUAUAGACUAUGAAGGCAAUUGUGAAAGUGAUUACUCUUUUGAAGAACUCAUGUAACAUGGUUUCUUGUAAACCAUAAGUAGUAACUACCUAUUCAUGUAAUGGGGUAACUAGACUUCUUGGUUGGAUUUAGAAUUUUGCUUC